Exaiptasia diaphana is the source of this 4987-nucleotide messenger RNA. RefSeq names its product WD repeat-containing protein 19. The coding region runs from base 74 to 4111 and encodes 1345 amino acids. Lineage: Eukaryota; Metazoa; Cnidaria; Anthozoa; Actiniaria; Aiptasiidae. Gene Ontology annotation, molecular function: protein binding. Gene Ontology annotation, biological process: cilium assembly; intraciliary retrograde transport. Gene Ontology annotation, cellular component: cilium; intraciliary transport particle A. The transcript is spliced from 50 exons. The record is from RefSeq and is a predicted model, not a curated record.
GUCAAAAUGGCGGGUUUUGUGUAUGGGUAAACACUUUCGUAUAGUCUUUCUUAGUGUGUUUUAAAGGCUAAAUAUGAAGAGAGUAUUCAGUAUCCCAGAGAAAGUCACUAAUGGUACUGGUGUAGGAUACUGCUGGCAAAAGUCCCAAGGCAGUUAUUUAGCUGUUAGCGGGUCAUCUAAAAAUAUUUUAAUUUUCGAUCGCCAUGGUGAACAAGUGGAUGAAAUUUCUCUUCCUGGGUUCUGUACUGGGAUGGGAUGGGAUAAAGACGGUGAUACACUGGCUAUUAUCCAAGACAAAAGUGGAAUUAUCUUUUUAUGGGAUUCCAAUUCUUUGAAAUUAACACAACUGGAAAGUGGGCUAAGGGACACACUAACAUUCCUGUUAUGGUCAAAAGUAGGCCCUCAAUUGGCAAUAGGAACAUCCAAGGGAAACCUUUUGAUUUAUAAUCACCAGACAUCCAGGAAAAUUCCAAUUCUUGGCAAACACACCAAGAAAAUCAUAUGUGGAUGCUGGAAUCAAGAGAAUCUUUUGGCUUUGGGAGCUGAGGAUAAAUCCAUUACUGUAAGCAAUGUCGAUGGAGACACAGUACGGCAGGCAACACUCCGCAAUGAUCCAGCAGAUAUACGGUUCAGUGAGAUGAAGACAGAUGAACGAAGUUCAGCAGCUGAAACUACACUGAGCAUGAUUGUUGGCAAGAAGACAUUGUAUCUGUAUAACUUGAAUGAUCCUGACAAUCCUAUCGAACUAGCAUUUCAGGCACGAUAUGGCGGUAUUAUAUCAUAUAGAUGGUUUGGUGAUGGCUAUAUACUAAUUGGGUUUUCUAAUGGAUUUGUUGUCGUGAUUUCAACUCACAUGAAGGAAAUUGGCCAGGAAUUGUAUCAAACAAGGGAUCACAAAGACUUAUUGACAGAUAUUGCUGUGUCAACUCAACUCAGCAAAGCUGCAUCUUGUGGUGACAACUGUAUCAAGAUUCAUGAUCUGGUUGAGAUGAAAGAGAUUUAUGCCAUCAUUACCCUGGACGACGUAGGAGGUAAUCCAGACAAGAUUUCAUGGACAGAUGAUGGUCAACUUCUUGCUGUUAGCACUCAAAAAGGUGCUAUUCAUGUAUAUCUCACCAAGCUUCCUAUUCUUGGAAACACAUGUGGAACUAAGAUGGCAUACUUGACAUCUCUUCGAGAGGUCACUGUUGUUGACAGUGUUUCACAGGAGAGACCACUUGGUGUUGACAUUGUUGUAGAGCCAACAUUUGUUGGUCUUGGUCCAUAUCAUUUGGCUGUUGGGAUGAAUAACAGAGCAUGGUUUUAUGCACUUAGUGAUAAAGCAAGUGAACAAUUAAAAGACAGAGAAUAUCUUGGGACAGUCAACAGUAUUUAUCUUAACAGUGACUAUGCCGCAGUGCUCUUUGAAAAUAAAGUCCAGUUGCAUUUGAUUGAAGGGGAGAAUAUGGAUACUGCAGAUGAGAGAGAAACCCGCCUGUUUCCAGACAAAGACAGCCAAGGCAAAGCCACUUGUUGUGCGUUAACUGCAGAGUUCUUAGUUUUUGGCACUGAUAAUGGUGGGCUCCAUUAUUUCUUCAUUGAAGAUUGGCAGUAUGUGAAUGAGUUUAGGCAUGUUGUUGGUAUCCGUAAAAUCUUCCCUAAUCCUCGUGGUACAAGAUUGAUAUUUAUUGAUGAUAAAAGUGAUGGUUUUGUCUACAAUCCUGUUAAUGAUGCUACUUUUGAAAUCCCAAAUUUCUCUCCAACCAUCAAAGGCAUUGUAUGGGAAAACUGGAAUCUUGACAAGGAUAUUUUCUGUGGUUAUGAUGAUGACAAGAUCUUCACAUAUGUAUUCUAUAGAGAUACUGUCACAGGUGCUCAGUGCAUCAUGGCUGGAACUACAAAACUUCCUUAUGGACAAAAACCUUUGAUGCUGUAUGGCGGUGAGAUGGUUUGUCAGACUCUUAGUGGAAAGACAUCUAAGCUUACGUUAUCAACACACUUUUAUCAUGAGAAACUACAGGACUUGCCUCAGGAUGAUAUAAAAACGUCCUUCAAUCAAAGUGUCUUGUUGAAGAGGUUCAAAGAAGCAUGGAAUGCAGCCAAGGCACUUGAUUCUAAAGAACAUUGGAUAGAACUAGGAAAGACAGCCAUUAAACACCUGGAACUUGAUCUUGCCAUUAAGGUGUAUCGUAAGAUUGGAGAUGUUGCAAUGGUCCUCUCAUUGGAGAAGAUUAAGGAUGUAGAAGACAGAAACCUGUUGUCAGGCUAUGUUGCUAUGUUUCUUGAAGAUUACAACACUGCACAGGACCUGUUUCUUUCUUCCGCUCAGCCAUCGGCAGCUCUGGAGAUGAGAAGAGAUCUUCUUCACUGGGAUCAAGCACUGGAACUGGCCAAGUCGUUGUCACCUGAACAAAUCCCAUACAUUUCUAAAGAAUAUGCACAACAGCUUGAGUUUACGGGAGACUAUGCUAAUUCUCUGUUUCAUUAUGAAAAAGGCAUCACUAACCUUCCCCAUCAACAAGAGCAUGAUGAUGCUUGCCGAGGUGGAAUGGCACGAAUGGCUAUCAGAGUCGGUGAUAUUAGAAGGGGGGUUCAAAUUGCAUCUAAAAGUCCCAGCAGACAACUCAAGAAGGAAUGUGCAUCGAUCCUGGAAGGAAUGAAGCAAUACACAGAGUCAGCGGUUCUCUAUGAGAAAGGUCAGUAUUGGGAUAAAGCGGCUGGUGUUUACAUGAAGACUAAAAACUGGGCCAAAGUUGGUGAACUACUGAACCAAGUGACAUCCCCUAAGCUACAUGCACAGUAUGCCAAGGCUAAAGAAGCUGAUGGGAAGUACAAAGAGGCUGCACGGGCUUAUGAAGCGGCAAAAGACUACGAUAAUGUCAUAAGGAUCAAUCUGGAUUACCUGCAAAAUCCUGAAGAAGCUGUUCGCGUCGUCAAGGAAGCACAGUCUGUGGAAGGCGCCAAGAUGGUUGCAAAGUUUUUCCAGAACCUCGGGGAUUUUGGAUCAGCCAUUCAGUUUCUGGUUCUAUCAAAGUGUAAUGACGAAGCAUUCCAGUUAGCCCAGGCUCACAAUCAAAUGGAACAGUAUGCAGACAUCAUUGGUGAUGACGCUACUAAAGAUGAUUAUUCGAGCAUUGCCAUGUACUUUGAUAAUCAAAAACAGCAUCUCUUGGCGGGAAAAUUUUAUCUCAAGUCGUCUCAGUAUGCAAAGGCUCUAAAGCUUUUCCUCAAGUGUCCAGUGACGGAAGAUGGAGAGUCUGUUGAGCUGGCCAUUGAAACGAUUGGAAAAGCAAGCGAUGACAUUCUUACUCAUCAGCUCAUUGAUUUUCUCAUGGGCGAAACAGAUGGAAUGCCAAAGGAUGCCAAAUAUCUAUUUCGUUUGUACAUGGCACUCAAGCAAUACCGUGAGGCAGCGCGCACUGCUAUCAUUAUUGCUCGUGAAGAUCAGAAUGCUGGAAACUACCGUAACGCUCAUGAUGUCCUAUUCAGCAUGUUCCAGGAGCUGACACAACACAAGAUUAAAAUACCAACUGAGAUGAGUCAAAAUCUGAUGAUAUUACACAGCUAUAUUCUUGUAAAGGUUCAUGUUAAACGCGGUGACCACCUAAAAGGAGCUCGAAUGUUGAUUCGUGUGGCCAACAACAUCAGCAAGUUUCCAGCUCACAUCGUCCCAAUAUUGACCUCUACUGUUAUCGAGUGUCACCGGUCUGGUUUAAGGAACUCUUCGUUCAGCUAUGCAGCGAUGCUGAUGAGGCCUGAAUACCGUCAAAAGAUCGAUCUUAAAUACAAGAAAAAAAUUGAGCAAAUUGUCAGAAAACCCGAUAAGACAGAGGAAGAGGAGGCACAGGACCCGUGUCCGUAUUGUAACUAUGAAGUACAGCAAACCAAACUAGACUGUCCAGAGUGCAAGAAUACCAUUCCAUACUGUAUCAUUACGGGACGUCACAUGGUGAAAAGUGAUUGGAGUGCAUGUCCAAACUGUUCUUUCCCUGCUUUAUAUUCAGAGCUCAAAAGCGUACUGGAGCCUGGUGAAGCAGUGUGUCCCAUGUGUUCAACCACGAUAGUUGCAUCAGAUGUUAAGCAUAUUAAAGAUCCAUCGGCUUACCUUAAAACUAUAGAUUCUGCGGAAUAAAUUCUCCUACGUUAAACAAUAGCUUUCACAUCAUAGAAACUGUUGACUUUUUCGUAUUCAUAGACACAAAACUGAUUGUAGGUGAUGAGGGAAGGAAAAAAACAAGUUAUGUACAUUCUGCUAAGAUGUAAUUUGCAUAUGUCAUUUUUGUAGUCAGUUGUUUAGACUCUAAAGUACUGUUCCUAUAGGGCUACCCACAGCUAAGCAUUUGACUAGCAGAUUUAGCGAUAUCUAUAAUGCCUGUAAAUAUGACCUUUUUGAAAGAAAAAAAUACUAAAAAUCAUUUGUCUUACCUUCCGAUGUGGUUUUAAUCACAAAUUGAGGCGUAAUUUGCCGUUUUUCUUUGAUAUUUCCCCCUCUUUACUUAUAUCAGAUAUCGAUAAAUCUGCUAUUCAAAUGCUUAGCUUGGGUUGCCUGUGGGCUACCUUCACACUUUCGCUUCUUUCGGCUCCAGUUUCCAUCUCCUUAUUGUCCACAGGGAAUCCAGUAAAAAGGAGCAUCUAUCAGUAAUUGGCACCAGGUGGGGCUUCUUUCAUUAGGCUUCUGAAACUUGUAUGACACUACUUGAUUUUCAAUGCAUUGUGGGAUCAGAGUCCGUAAAAAUCCGUCAUGUCCGCGACAUAUCCUACAAUGCAUUGCGUAUACGGUACGUGGCAUAAAAGCCUCAGAGGUCUAUUCUAGGUUUACCGGCAGUAAUGGCCCUGUGCAAAUUUGAAGGCUUCAAUCGUUUUCGUUACUGGAAUUCAUUUUUCUUAGAUUUCUUAGCAUGCACUUCAGUACCAACCUUUGUAUAUAUGUACCUUUGUUGAACUCAGUAUGAAAAAUCCGUGCAUCGAUGUAUUUACCAAAAGCUAAUAAAUAUAAUUUAUUCACGUC